Molecule: messenger RNA, 3621 nt
Organism: Ogataea philodendri
Lineage: Eukaryota; Fungi; Ascomycota; Pichiomycetes; Pichiales; Pichiaceae
Exons: 4
Coding region: 1-3621 (1206 amino acids)
Biological process (GO): chaperone-mediated protein complex assembly; protein folding
Cellular component (GO): nucleus; cytosol
Molecular function (GO): Hsp90 protein binding; protein-folding chaperone binding
Source: RefSeq, a predicted model, not a curated record
AUGCACGCUUUUCGAAUUCUGCUUCACGAUUUCCAGCACCUGGAGAGAUUUCGAAACUGUGUCGAGGGAGAAGGCGGUGUACGGGUUUUGGAGCAGGUUGAGGAUGGUGUAGAUGACUGGUUUGGCGACGAUGGGCACGAACGUGUCGAGGUAGGGCAGUAUGACGUUCGAGACAAGCACGAGCAAGAUGUUGGAGAUUUCUGGGAACUCGGACGCUUUAGAGAGUGCUGGAUCAGCACCGACUUCUUGGCCGGUGUGAGCGAUGGGAGAGCCAGUAGACAAGGCACCAUGGCGUCCAUGAGCAUGGGGGCCACGCCGCUGCGAAUCACAAUGCUGGGUUUCUCGGACGGGGUAUGCAAUAUGGAUCUCAGCACGUCGAUGGCGGCGCAUUUCACAAACAUGUCGUGGUCUUCCAAGAAAUGUAGCAGAAACGGUAGGAUAAAAUGCCACCAGUUAUCGAGAUCGGCCGAGUCUAAUCUAUUGACGAUGAACGACAAGGUUCCGAUUUUGCCCAUGUAUUUGGUUCUGACCUCAUCUUUGAAAUCAAUGAAUGGUGUUCUCACGAGCGGCGUUUCGGUUUUGAACAGUUCAGACAAUAGAAUCCCCUUUUUGUGUGCGGUCGGGGACAUUUUUGAAGAUGGCAGGUUACUUUUGCUAAACUCUUUGAGCAUCGGGACUAGGAUUUCCAUCAGUUUGAAGAUAUCCUCCUUAGAUGGAUUCACCAACUCCAAAAUGUCUUUCAAAAUACGCACGCUUUCGCAACAUGACCACGGCCUUCCAAUGGACUCCUCACUGAAAAGAGUGUUCUCCCACUCACAGAGCCCGUCCUCGAGACCUUCCAAGAUCAAGAAACUCACCGACAGCAUCUUCAGCAUAUUCCACCGCAACGAUACCGACUUGACCAAUGAUACGUCUCUUAUAGCCAAAUCCAGACCCAACACCAGCUUGAACACCGACUCGUUCCGUUCGCAGUCGUCUCCAGUGACUGCUCGCCAGCUAAAGGAGUACUACGAGUCGAUCAAGCGCGAAAACAGCGUGUUGUACUCGAAACUCAAAGACGAAGACGAUACUCACAAGGCAGAGUCCACGAACUUGGCCGACGAGUCUACAUUGACGGUGCCGUCACGCGUUUCGUCUGCCUCUGUUCCUUCCAAACGCAAGAUCUCCACGUCGUCGGUGCUUCCCUCGAAGCAGAUCAAAAAACCGGCCCCAUCUUUCUCCAUCGACCCUAUAGAGCGUGCCCAGCUGGUGGUUUUGAAGAAACGGAUGCAAACCGACAGAUACCGCAAGUCCAGAAUGACGUAUCUUCGCGACCACACCAGGAACCUCGUGCACACGUCCUCGAACCUGUCUGCGAACCCAAAAUACAUUGACACGUCGGUGGAGACCAUCGAGCAACUUCCUCAGCCGUCUGCCCAGACUGCACUCAAACUUGUGCCGGGGAACAUUCCAAAAGAGAGAUUGAACCAAAACGGCAUUUUCAAGGCAGUUUUAGAUUAUGACGACGAAGAGCCAGAGCCUCAACCGGAAAAAAAGAUAGAUACCAAGCCAUUGACGGAAAAAAUCAAGUUUAGCUCCAAAACAGACAGCCAGCCGUUUGCAUCUUCGGGACUGGGUUCUUCUUUCGACACGGCAGCUAAACCAAAGUUUGUGGCCGAGAAAAAGGUCGAAAAGCCGCUGGAGUCUGCUCCAGUUAAACCUACACCAGCAUUUACAUUCACAGACAAGAAGGACACAGAAACCAAGCCAGUGGACAAGCCGACAGAGGAAAAGAAAGAGGCUCCAAAGUUUGCGUUUGGCAGCACCACCGAGGCUCCAAAAUUCUCGUUUGGUAGCACCGCCGAGCCACCAAAGUUCUCGUUGUCCACCCCAGAGCCCCCAAAACUGUCGUUGGCCAAUGGUAAUCAAAAGGACGAGGAGACGGAGCCAAAGAGAAAGAAGUUCACGUUUGGCGACAAGUCUGAAGAGACCCCAAAACCUUCGUUUUCGUUUUCGUCUGCUCCUGCACAGCCUAAGUCGAGCUUCUCGUUUGGGGCCAAGCCUGAAGAGCCAAAGAAAGAGCCGGCCGCGGCUUCUGUUGCAGCACCUGCUCCUUCGUUUUCCUUUGGAAACAAGCCGGCUGAACCGGCUGAACCAGCAGAGCCAUCCAAGCCGCAAGAGUCCAUGUUUUCGUUCGGAGCCAAACCAGCAGAGGAACCGAAAACAGAGACCCCAAAGUUCACUUUCUCCAGCUCUCUGGGCAGACCGGCCGAGGCUGCGAAGCCUGCAAACGGGUUCGGGUCGAGCUCGUUCACGUUCGGGGCCAAGCCAGAGGAGAAGGCAGAGCCUGCUGCUGCCUUUUCUUUUGGCCAGUCAACCAAAUCCGAGACGCCGCCAACCUCGUCCGAGCCGUCCACCACGGUGGAGCCUCCAAAGUCCAACGACUCGGCCAAAUCAGCACCAUUUGCAUCUGGGUCUUCUGCUCCUGCCAAAGAGCCAGAGGCCAAGCCGUUUAGUUUUGGAGCGGCCGGAAACGACGCCAAACCGGCAGAAACAAAACCGUUUAGUUUUGGCUCAGCUCCCAAACAGGACCAGAAACCCGCAGAGACCAAACCGUUCAGUUUUGGCGCGGCCAAGCCCGAGUUUUCGUUUGGCUCCAAGCCUGCAGAGCCUGCAGCGGCACCAGCGUUUGGGGCCUCGACGAACUCUGCGUUUGGCGCACCCGCCUCAACUCCAUCCUCGUCUGCGUCUGGAUUCUCGUUUGGAGAGGCCUCAAAGCCGGCCAACCAGUUCACCUUUGGGGGUAGCACUGCGGGCAAAGACACAGCCGCGGCUGCUGCGCCUGCUCCGGCGUUCUCGUUUGGCUCGAACAACGGGUUUGCGUUUGGUAAACCGCAGGGUGGGGCCCCCACCUCUGGCUCGUCUGGGUCUGGAGGGUUUGGUUUCUCUGGUGGCUCGCUGACCAACCCUGCGGCGGGACAGUCUGUGUUCGGCAACAACACACCGCAGCAGGGCAACAAGAUCUUCAACUUCCAGGGCCAGCCGGCAGCCCAAACCCCCACUGGGUUCAGCGGGUUCAACCCGUCGCGGUCGGCUACCCCAAACUUUGACUUCACGGGUGCGCCCAGCGCGUCCAACGUCGACCCCUCCUCCACCGAUGCAGACAAGAACCUCUUGUACCUCACCAUCAACAUCACGGAUCCCGAAAAGCCUCAGAUCGAGCUCACCCCCACCAGCCUGAAGUUUGAGGCCGUCUCCGGCGGCCAGAAGUACAAGCUGGAUCUUGAGUUCUACGAAGAGGUCGACGACAAGCGGUCCAAGUACGAGAUCACCGGGUCUCACGUGUUUUUCGUGCUGUACAAAAAGACGCUCGGCCAGGAGUACUGGCCAAGACUCACCAAACUUAAGCUCAAGUACCAUUUCAUCAAGACCGACUUUGACAAGUGGGCGGAUGAGGACGAGCAGGACGAACUACAGGACGACGACCUCAACAAGUCUCUGGGCGAUCUGAACUCGUUUGGCGACGAUCCGAUCGACUUUGCCAAAUUGGCCGCCCAGAAUGGCGGUCAAUUCCCGUCGUUCGACCCGGACUCCAUCAACGAGGCCAGCAGCUCCGACGACGAGGACCAAGAGGAGAAAUAA